AUGAAUUUUGAAUUCAUAAGCGACCUCCUGGCUGCGAAAAUUAACCGUACCGCUCGCACAUUUGUCCAUACCGGCGUUGAUUAUGCAGAUUCGAUCGCUGUCGGAACGACUCCCAGUCGAGAGCAUAAAUCGCAAAAGGCCUAUAUCGCUUUAUUCGUAUGCCUCACGACCAAAGCUACAUUUAGUGUUCGUCAGCGAUUAUACCUCUUCUACCUUUAUCGCAGCGUAUCAAUAAUUUGUUUCUUGCCGAGAACUACUGAGGUCCAUGUAUUCCAACAGCAGCGACAACCACGUUUCACGGCGCCGAUCGCGAGUUGUCCAAUGCACAUGCGAAAGCAAUUCACGAUCCUAACUUCCGCAAUCGACUCGCUACCGACGGAACUGCGUGGUACUUCCUACUCCCCUGCAUCACCGCACUUCGGCGGCCUGUGGAAAGCCACCGUUAAAAGUAUUAAGCAUCAUUUAAAACGAUGCAUCGGCCUCCACACGCUAAUUGUUGAAGAGAUGUCUACGCUUCUCUGUCGGAUUGAAGCAUGCCUUAAUUCGCGCCGGAUCGCUCCCGUUUCCGAUAAUUUCGAAAUUUUGAUUAUCACGCUCUGA
This is a messenger RNA of Acromyrmex echinatior (Panamanian leafcutter ant), 600 nucleotides long. RefSeq lists its product as uncharacterized. The record is from RefSeq and is a predicted model, not a curated record. NCBI's taxonomy places the organism in Eukaryota, Metazoa, Arthropoda, Insecta, Hymenoptera, Formicidae.